GAAUAUAUUUCAACUGUAUACUAACAGCCAUUCCUUUUUGUUAGCUCAGUAGCUAAACUUAGCUUUCGCCCAAUAAAUGGCGAGAGCCUCAUUUGGCUCCGUUCCCGCUCUUGUUUCAUUUCGUCUACCCCGUCUCUCUCCCCAGCCAAUUUCCGCCGUCCACGUCGCCGCUGCCAGCAUCCCUAUGGCCGAUGCCAAAACUCCCCACCCUUCUAUCGAAGUCAUUGGCGGCGGACGUGACCUCUUCCUCCCGGCCUUCAAGACCAUAAACCAUCCCUACACUCCCUUCCCUUUCAUUACUAAAAACCGUCACGUCGAGACCAUUUUCGCUUCGCUCCUUAGAACCACCCCAUACGUUCGAUACAAGCGAGAGUGUAUUCGUACCAAAGAUGAUGGAGCCGUUGCUCUCGAUUGGGUAGCCGGCGACAGCCGUCGGUUGUCGCCGGAUUCUCCUGUUCUCAUCUUACUGCCGGGUUUAACCGGCGGGAGCGAAGAUUCAUAUGUUAGGCAUAUGUUAGUUAGAGCGAAAGGAAAAGGAUGGCGCGUCGUCGUUUUUAAUAGCAGAGGUUGCGGAAACAGCCCUGUUACUACUCCUCUGUUCUAUUCGGCUUCAUUUCUAGGAGAUAUGCGUGAAGUAGUUGCUCUCGUUACUACUAGGUAUCCCAAUGCUAAAAUAUAUGCUGUUGGUUGGUCUCUUGGUGCCAACAUUCUUGUCAAUUAUUUGGGUCAGGAAUCUCAAACUUGUCCUCUAGCUGGUGCUGUGUCUUUGUGUAAUCCUUUUGAUUUGGUUAUUGCAGAUGAGGACUUCCGUAAGGGCUUUAACAUUGUUUAUGACAAAGCUCUUACAAGAGCUCUCUGUAGAAUUUUCCAGAAGCAUGCGUAUCUUUUUGAAGAUAUGGAUGGUGAGUAUGACAUCUCUUCAGUUACCCAUGCCAGGUCUGUUAGGGAGUUUGACCAAGGAUUAACACGCGUUUCAUUUGGUUUCAAGUCAGUGGAUGACUACUAUUCUAAAUCAAGCAGUUCAGAUGCCAUAAAGCAUGUCUGUAGACCUUUGCUCUGCAUUCAGGCUGCCACUGAUCCGAUUGCUCCUGCUAGGGCAAUUCCUCGUGAAGAUAUCAAGAAAAACCCAAAUUGUUUGCUGAUAGUGACACCCAAGGGUGGCCAUCUCGGGUGGAUUGCAGGCCCUGCAGCUCCACUUGGUGCUCCUUGGACCGAUCACAUAGUGAUGGAUUUCCUUGAAUAUCUGGAGGGAGGUGGAGCUAAGUCCACCGGUUAUGUGCAAAGCGAGCUACAGUCUCCUGUGGGUAUGCAGCAAGUGGAAGUAUAAGUUGCAAAUAGUUAAAGACAUUUUUCGAUAUUCUCCAGAGGGCAUACAGCAAGUUGAAGUAUAAGUAGCAAACAGAUGAAGGCAUUUUUUGAUAUUCUUACAUAUUUAUCUUCGUUAGUGCGUAAAGCGAUUGUAUACCAUCAUUAAUAAACACUAGAAUAAGCGAUAUUCAUUGGGCUAGAGGCGCGCCUUCAGUAAAAGCUUCCAUGGUUGAUUGACCAAAAUGGAGAUUCCAAAUUGUAUGAGCAAUAGGUCUUCUAUACCCGUGCUUCAUAAUUGGUCAUUUGUAUCAUACUUGCAUUUACCAUUUAUUAUUCAAUUAUUGUUGUUUCAGCUGAUAAGAACAUUACACA
Jatropha curcas is the source of this 1680-nucleotide messenger RNA. Its product is annotated as esterase/lipase/thioesterase family protein. Lineage: Eukaryota; Viridiplantae; Streptophyta; Magnoliopsida; Malpighiales; Euphorbiaceae. The record is from RefSeq and is a predicted model, not a curated record. Gene Ontology annotation, biological process: lipid metabolic process. Gene Ontology annotation, molecular function: monoacylglycerol lipase activity; short-chain carboxylesterase activity.